Molecule: messenger RNA, 4622 nt
Organism: Chlorocebus sabaeus (green monkey)
Lineage: Eukaryota; Metazoa; Chordata; Mammalia; Primates; Cercopithecidae
Source: RefSeq, a predicted model, not a curated record
ACCAUGUUAGCCAGGAUGGUCUCGAUCUCCUGACCUCGUGAUCCACCCGUCUCGGCCUCCCAAAGUGCUGGGAUUACAGGCUUGAGCCAUCGCGCCGGGCCAGAAGCACUGAUUUGAUGGGAUUUUAUGGGAUUGGUGGUGAAGGCCUGUGAGGUGAUCGAAAGGGGAAGCCGGUGCCUGGAGCCUGACAGGCAGGAGGCCUGGUGUGGGGUCUCUGGAGAGGGUCCAGGUGUGAGGGAAGCUGGGUCAGGUCCUCGGAGACGCGGCGUUUGGAGGAGGAGACGGGAACCGGGUGGACCUGGCAGCAGGUGGGGGUGGGCGGAAGCAGCAUUUGUUGUGGUCGGGCAGACGGGGCCUGUGCCCCCACAGCCUCUGUGGGUGGAAGGUGCCAGAAAUCUUGAAGAGUGGCUCUGGCCAGCUCUGUGGGCCCGGUCAGCACCCAAGUGGGGGCAGAGAAGGGGCGGGAAGGAGGACAGGAAGGAUGGUGUGUCCAGGGGGCAGGGAGCCUUGGUCUGGCCUGGGGGCUGAACCUGCCUCAGGCCCUGAGCAAGGAGGGGCCACAGGGCCAUCUACUUCCUCCUGCCCCCUGCAGAGGCGGCCCAGCCCCCGCAGCGUCUGAGGCUCGGCUGCCGGCUGCCCGUGUCUGUUUGUGGCCCGUCUCCCUCUGUGCCCGUGUCAGACCCCAGACCAGCAGACACAGAAACCGCAGGGACGGCUGGGCAUAGCCAGGAGCCUGCCCCGCCCCCACCCCGCCCCUGCCCCCACACCCCCACCCCUGCACCCCCACCUCCACCCCUGCCUCCACCCGCACCCCAUCCCCACCCCACCCACUCCCACCCGCACCCCCACCCCGUCCCCACCCGCACCCCCACCCCCACCCCCGCCCACAGACGCUGUGCAGUGAGCAGGGCAGCAUGGGAGAGGGGUCUCCAGGUGGGAGGGACCGUUCUGUCUGAGAGCCUGGCAGACACCAGGUCUUUGAGAAGAGGAGGAGCUGGGCAGGGAAGUGGCUCCCGGAAUGCCAUCCUGGAGACAGAGGCCCUUGUCCCCCACCUCAGACAGGCAGCACGCGGGGCCCUGGGGGCUGUGGCUGCUGUCCAGGCCUUCCGAUUGGACUACCCCGAGGGAAGGUCCCCCGCAGAUGGGUGGGGGCAGAGGCCGAGCGGGGCGGGCAGAGGGUCCACGUCGGCCCCACUCUGACCCGGUCCUUGACCGCCUGGCCAGGACACUUCGGCCCCCCAGGUGCCUACCCCAGGCCCCAAAGCCAGUGGCUGCUGGACUCGGCAGGGCUGGUGGGUGGGGCUCACCUCAGCCCCUUCCCUCUGGCAAUGCUGCCCUCAGUGCCCCAGGAGGACGAGGCCCCCCAACUCUGAGGCCCCCAGCGAGUCCCAUGCAACCCCCAGCCGGGUGGCCCCAGACCCAGCUCGGGCAGCCGUGGCCAUCUUACUGGGCAGCAUUGGAUGGAGUCAGGUCUCUAAUACUGCCUGGUAAUGAUGACGGCGGGGCCCUGCACGCAGCGACUGGCCGACCCCGUCCUGGGCCCAGGGCCUCCCACCGAGCCCCACGCUCCCCCCUCCCACAGCCUGCUCACCCGACCCCACCCCAUCCGGGCCAGAAGGCUCUGGGGAGAGUGAUGGGAGGUCGUGACCUUGGGAAAGGGGCUGGGGCGCCCCCACCAGCCUCUCAGAGACCCCGGAAUGCAGUGCUCCCUGCAGCUGCACCCAGGGUGCUACACGGUGAUCUGGGGAUUAGGACGCUCAGGUGCCCGGGCAGGUGCUGCUGCCACACCCAGCAGGUGUGGGCCGAGCAGGACCCAACAAAGGGCUCAGGAGGGCAAGGCCCAGCUGGGAGCCACGUGGAACCCAGAGGAAGCCGCCCCACCCAGCUUGAGAGUCCACCCAGCCUGGCUGCAGCCAUCUUGCCUCCCGCCGGACAGGGUGGGCCAGCCACAGAGCAGACCAGCCCCCCCAUGGCCCCGGGUCUGCGGCCUCAGGGUCCCCUUGCCCUGGAGGAAGCAGGGAGGGUGGCCCUGUCUGCAGUCUUAGGGCCGCCAAGCCCCUUUCUGCCAGCCCUGUCCGGUCCCGGCGCCACUCCUGGCUGCUCACCUCUCCGGGUCUUCCCUGGACUUCCACAGCGGCCCCUGCCUGCCUCGAGGGAUCCCAUGUCCCUCCCGGGCCCCUGUGAACAUCUUACCGGACAGUGCUGGAUUUCCCAGCUUGACUCUAACACUGUCUGGUAACGAUGUUCAAAGGUGACCCACCGCUCGCCGGGGACCCCACCGAGGCACGUCCGGAGCUCCUACUCCAGAGAUGGGCUGGGGCCGGGGGCUGAGCGGGGCCAGCAGAUGGGUGAGGGCGGAGGGCUGAGCGGGGCGGCAGAUGGGUGAGGGCGGAGGGCUGAGCGGGGCGGCAGAGGGCCUGUGUCAGCUCCAAAGCCCAGCCCCCAGGGGAAGGGCUGGCCUCUGCCGGGGGUGCCCCCAGGUCACUCACACCCAGGCUGGGUCUGACACCUUGAGGACCCCUCGGUGCCUCCACAGGUCACCUGGAGGGCUUCCUGUUCCCCCUCCCGGAGCCCCUGUGCCUCACCCCCCAACCUCCCAGGCUGGGUUUUGGGGUGACCUGGCUCCAGGAAAGGCCAUAGGGCCAGGAUGCCAGGGCUGGAGAGGGAAGAGGAACAGUGGCCUCCCUCAGGCGGUCCAGGCUCCAUGGAGGGUCUGCUGGGGGUGCGGAAAGGACAGGGUGGGUUCAGAUUCCUGAGCCCCACCACGCGGGGGAGCGGGGACGCUCCGUGCUGUCCUGGUGCGAGGCAAGGGGUCUCAUUCCUUCCCCCGGUCAACAAGAACGGAAACUUUGUCCAAAACCCACCAGGCCAGGAUUACCUGUUGUUUAAUCCUUUUGGUCUGCAACCGGGGAGCCUGGGACUGCACCCCCACACAAGGCCCCAGCCUGGGGAGGGGGCGGCCACUGGGGAGAGGCUGCCCUUCGCUGUAACUCAUUAACCUGACCCAGCGUCAGGGAGCCAGUGAGCGGCUGCAGGGAGCCUUUGCCAAGCACAGGGCCAGGUGACCAGAUGGCUCCCGGAUACCCCCACACAGACGGGCUGGGCUGGGACCAGGUGCUGGGAUGGAGGCUGCCAGGUAGGCACGUCAGGGGCUCGUUCUGCAGACCCAGGAGGGAUCAAGGCAGCUGCAGGAGGUGGGGGGAGCCACCCCCAGGGCCUUCCCUUCACAGGCCCUGCAGACACCAGCCCAGGACCCGGAGGCUGCCCACACCACCGCCGGCCGAUGGGCGUCUUACCAGACAUGGUUAGACCUGGCUCUCUGUCUAAUACUGUCUGGUAAAACCGUCCAUCAGCGGCCUGAUCGCCGUUAGAGGAGAGAGCUGCCUGCCCUGCAGCUCAUCAGUGUGAAGCCGCCUCAUCCAGGGCUCUCGUGCCCCCUUCACUAUGGCCUGUGCCCACCCGCAGCUCAUCAGUGUGAAGCCGCCGGGGUCUGGGGCUGUUGUGCACCGCCCCCCCCACCGCCAUGGCCUGCGCCCACCCAGCCUCCCAGGGACCUCAAGCUGUAGUCCCUGGGCAGAUGCUGUGGGCCCCAUGGUAUGGGCCUGGCCCCACCCCACAGCCCUCAGCCCCCUCCCCACCUGGGGAGGCCGAGACUGAAGCAGCUGGGUCCCCCAAAGUGCCUGAGCCCAGGGCAGGGAGCACAUAUGCCCGGCAGGGACAGCAUCACAACCUCCCAGCAGCCAGGCAGCAGGACCUAGAGACCUCUGGGAGGUUCCUGGGGCCGGCCCUGAGCCUCGUCCUCCUGGGGCCGGCCCUGAGCCUCGUCCUCCUGGGGCCAGCCAAGGACCAGCCGUGGGGUGCAGACCACAAUUUCCCUCCAGGGACCAUCUCUGGGGCUGAGGCGGGCGGGGCCAGUGCCCAGCUGCAAGGCCAUGGGAUAGGGAAGGCAGGUGCUUGGGGCCUCGCAGCCCUGCACUGGGGACCCCUCCACUCCAGGCGGCUCACAAGGUGCCAUCUGGAGCUGUCCCCAAGCGGGGCUCUGCAGGUUGAGCCCCCCACGCUGGGGCCAUCACCAGAGCCUCUUUCCUCCCUAGGGAGAUGGGGCAGUCCCCGCAGGGCUGGCCAAAACCACCCCACAGGCUGCUGCUGCCUGAGCAAUGUGUGUGGGGAAGAACUUGGAGUGCCACCCCCAGAAUGUGGCCUCCGCCUCACCAGACCCCACAGGUGAGCCCUGGACUGCAAGGUGCAUGUAACACAAGCUUUGGACGAAGCUGGAGAGCUCGGGCCACGCAGGGCCACACCUGUGAGCCUGAGCUCGUCCAACGCCGCCCAGAGCUCGGGGACCUUCCGCAUCCCAGCACCUCCUCGCCGCUGUGCCCGUCUGGCCAGUCCCUCCAAGCACCCCUUGGAUGAAGAUGCACCCCACACUGCAGUGGGGCUCACUCUCCACAGAGCCUGCUGCGUUGUACAGGGUGUGACAGGAAGGACCCUGCUGGCUGGCGGGGCAUACCCAGAUCCUCCCCGCACGCUUCCUCCUCCUCCUCCCCCCCACCCCCCGUAAGCACUGGGAACAAAACAGAAAAAAGUCUUUGUAUAGUAAUAAAGCCUGCAAUUCACACACC